UGGCCUCGUUUGAGAUACUGCGCAUGCGCGCACCGGAUCAGAAUGUUGAGCAAAACGAAAUAGAGGAGACAGACAGACAGCGACGAAUAUUUAUACCGUGUGCUUCUUUAUCUUAGUUUAGUUUGAACGUGUAUUAAACUUAUAGUACAACAGAUAUAACGAUGACGGAGCCCCAGUCAGCGCUGUUACUCAGGAGGCAGUUGGCAGAAUUGAAUAAAAAUCCAGUGGAAGGCUUCUCUGCAGGACUGAUAGAUGAUAAUGACCUCUACAGAUGGGAAGUGCUAAUAAUUGGUCCUCCUGAUACACUCUAUGAAGGUGGAGUGUUCAAAGCACAUCUCACGUUUCCCAAAGACUAUCCUCUCAGGCCUCCCAAAAUGAAAUUCAUCACAGAAAUAUGGCACCCAAAUGUUGACAAGAACGGCGACGUUUGUAUUUCAAUUUUGCACGAGCCGGGGGAAGACAAGUACGGUUACGAAAAGCCAGAAGAGCGUUGGCUUCCCAUUCACACAGUGGAGACCAUCAUGAUUAGUGUCAUUUCUAUGCUAGCUGAUCCAAACGGAGACUCCCCUGCCAACGUGGAUGCAGCAAAAGAGUGGAGGGAAGACCGACAUGGCGAAUUCAAGAGGAAAGUUGCUCGUUGUGUACGAAAGAGCCAAGAGACGGCCUUUGACUGAUAUUCAUCCAGCAGCUUGUAGCAUCACUAAUUUCAGGGUAUCCAGUCGAGAAACAACAUGGCACUGUUUUCCUGCACUCUACCACCCUAUUGCCGGAUUCUUCUUGAUUGAGCGUUGGCAGAAACAAGCUUGCAUCAAUAGGCUGCAAUAGAACAAUAACGGCUCGUCCAGAUACGGACGGAACGUGCCAAGCAAAUGCCAACAUCCAAAAAAAGAGAGAAAAACCAUAACAUAAGAUGAUUACACAUUUUUACGCAAGUUUAUGAACUGAUACAACAUUCAGGAAAGAAAUUGUAAAGACCUGUAAAUAGCACAGACAUAAAAAAAAAAACCCGGAUAAUAUAUAAGACUCCUUGUAUCCAUCCAGCAAAACACUUAGUACCAAAUAAAUAGCGCUUUCUGUAGGUAGAAUUUUGAGUCCUUUUUAAAAAUAAAAUCUCAAACAACGGUUCAUUUCUCCUUUCCUCUCCCCAGCAGCUUAUCAUGUAGUACUCAUCAAUUCUUUUACAGGUCAAGGAAGAUGUGUAGCAAUUGCAAAAGUCAGUCCCCCACCCCUCUCGUAGAUUAUCAUUGUCUAUGAGCCUCACAUUGACAACCUAGGAAUAAACAAGGUGUGUGUUCAUUAAUGGCAUGUAGUAUUUGAGGGAGGGUUUGAUGGGAUUUGGCGCUAUCGAUGUUCAGCAUGUCAUGUGAUCAGUCGGACAUUCAUUUAGGGACGCUUGAAGUAAAAAUUAAUUAAUGUAAAGUAUGGAAAAGACGAUUGUUUCUGAAAUCAACGAGCAAUUGGGUUGGUUUUAACUUGUGGGGGUGGGAUGGUGAUGGGGUGGGGGUGGGACCAGGGGUGUGUCCCUGCUUUGGCUCUAGAAGUUCCACUAAACGGGCCUGCACCUGUGUUUGGUUCUACGGUGAGAUUUCAGCGGUGGGAAGGCUGACGAGGAAACCCAUCAGAUGUGAUAACCUGCAUGUUUAUGCUCAAAGCUUUUAAUUUGUUCUUUGUCUUCGUUUCAAAAGUGCCUCAGAUUGAAAUUGCUUGGCUUGUUGCACCUCCUGCAUUGGAUCUGGAGCUUAAAACGGGAGAUAUUGAGAAAUCUCCAUGUGCUCCUUCAGGCUCGUAUCGAUGUUUUUUUUUUUUUGUUUGUUUUUUUUUCCUCCUCCUCUUUCCCUUUUCUUUUUAUUGUUUUAAUCCUUUGUACCAGCAGUAAUGGAUUAUUAAAGACAAUUUGGUGUAGCAAUAACGGCCCCUUUGCCCAGCUGUGCGUGUAGUAUGUCCUAUUUCCCCACAAUGUGUGAAGUUUCAAUAUUCAGAUAAAAUUUAGAAACAGGUAAACAUUUAUGCAUAAGUUUUUGCUCAUUAUUUGAGAAUUUUUUGGCAGGUUUUUUUUUUUUCGUGUGUGUGUUGUCUUCAAUAGGAUUCGGUAAGCAUGCUUUAAACUGUAGGAUUCUCACAAGCAGUUUCUUGGAUUUUGUUCAGAAAGGGUGUGUACGUAUAUAUGCGAGCGUGUGUGUGUUCGAAUGUUUAAAUGAGAGUGUUUGUGUUUCACCAUCCUGCUACUCCCUACAAUCCUUUAUUCUCCGUUUAAUUUUAUUCUGGCUCUGACAGACUACUGCAGUUCUCUUGCCUAAUGUACAAAGACAAAAUACUGAUGUAUAUUUUUCAUGUUAUGGAAGUUGUCUCCUCUAGUGAAUUCUUCUAAAAUAUAAUUUUUUUUCCAAUA
Tachysurus vachellii is the source of this 2389-nucleotide messenger RNA. RefSeq names its product ubiquitin-conjugating enzyme E2G 1a (UBC7 homolog, yeast) (gene ube2g1a). The record is from RefSeq and is a predicted model, not a curated record. Gene Ontology annotation, molecular function: ubiquitin conjugating enzyme activity. The transcript has 6 exons. Lineage: Eukaryota; Metazoa; Chordata; Actinopteri; Siluriformes; Bagridae. Gene Ontology annotation, biological process: protein polyubiquitination; proteasome-mediated ubiquitin-dependent protein catabolic process. Bases 162 to 674 code for a protein of 170 amino acids.